Molecule: messenger RNA, 10603 nt
Organism: Poecilia latipinna (sailfin molly)
Lineage: Eukaryota; Metazoa; Chordata; Actinopteri; Cyprinodontiformes; Poeciliidae
Gene: cacna1ha
Product: calcium channel, voltage-dependent, T type, alpha 1H subunit a
Exons: 38
Coding region: 473-8017 (2514 amino acids)
Biological process (GO): calcium ion import across plasma membrane
Cellular component (GO): membrane; voltage-gated calcium channel complex
Molecular function (GO): high voltage-gated calcium channel activity
Source: RefSeq, a predicted model, not a curated record
GUUUCUUCGUGUCAGACCAUCCACACGGGGAUUCAGGCGUAGGCUGCCCACGCGGCCCAACCCACCCGCGCGCGCAUCUCAUCUCCGCUCCACGCUGCGUAACCAACUCCUUAGCGAGGAUGGACUGGUAGCAGAGAGGAGGCAUGGGGAGACGUUCCGUCUUUAAUUGACUGAAGGCGCAGAUGAGGACCACUUAAAGCGACUUCUUUGACUUCAGUCCGUGAUUCUUUUUUUUUUUAUUUAAGGACUAACUGGUUUUAUUUUUUAUUACUUACGAGCAAAGGAAAGACACGCACUGUGUGGAGAGAAAGGGGAGAAAGAAAGAAAGAAAGAGGGAAAGAAAGAAAGGAAAAGGGAAGGUCCAGGUUGCUGAGAAAGGCUGGGUGCGCUAGAACGUCGGAAAGUCACGGAUCAUGCUUAUGGGAACUCCCGAUUCCGUCUUGAUAAGAGUGGCUCUGCCUGAUGCUCUAUCAUGACUGAUGGCGAAGGGAGAGUGCGCUUUCAGUACGAAGAGUGCCAGGAGCAGGGCGAGGUACAGGAGGACGUGAGGCUUUCUGUAUCGGCAGGCCACAGGACCGACGCCCCAGAUCACAAUGGUGACCCAGAAGGACAAAGAGGAGGAGGAGCAGGAGGAGGCCGGGAAGAGGAGCAGAAGCAGCAGCAGCAGGAGGAAGAGAAGGAGGAGGCGCUGGAGAAGAAGAGGAGAGGGAGCUGUGGCGGUCGAGGAGAAAGGAGAGACGAGUGGAGCGCAGAAGUUCAGGAAUGUGAGGAGGAGCAGGAGCCAGAGCUGGAAAUGGAAGCUGGGCCUACGCUGGGAGUCCGCAUCACAGCUCCAAUCCGCGACCCGGACUGCGUGUCCGAGGAGGAGGAGCAGCAGCCGUAUCCGGCCCUGGCUCCUGUGGCCUUCUUCUGCCUGAAGCAAACAACAAGACCCCGCAACUGGUGUCUUCGCAUGGUCUGUAACCCGUGGUUCGAGCACGUGUCCAUGCUGGUGAUCCUGUUAAACUGUGUGACUCUGGGGAUGUUUCAGCCCUGCGAGGAUGUUACCUGCCUGUCAGAAUGGUGCCGCAUCCUACAGGUGUUGGACGAUUGCAUCUUCGCUUUCUUUGCGGUGGAGAUGGUGAUCAAGAUGGUGGCCCUUGGAAUUUUCGGCCCCAAUUGUUACCUCGGCGACAAGUGGAACCAGCUCGACUUUGUUAUCGUCAUGGCAGGGGUGUUGGAGUAUUCUCUGGAUGGCCACAACGCCAGUCUGUCAGCCAUCCGUACUGUUCGGGUGCUCAGGCCACUGCGAGCGAUCAACAGAGUACCAAGUAUGAGGAUCCUGGUGACGCUGCUUCUGGACACCUUACCCAUGCUGGGGAAUGUGCUCCUUCUCUGCUUCUUUGUCUUUUUUAUCUUCGGCAUUGUGGGAGUCCAGCUGUGGGCCGGACUGCUACGUAACCGCUGCUUCCUGGAAAAAAACAUAACAGACAUAAUAAAACUUUACAACCAGUCCAUGCAUCCUUACUACAUGUCUGAGGAAGGUGAAGACAGCCCGUUCAUCUGCUCGGCUCCCCGAGAGAACGGGAUGCUGCGCUGCCAUGACGUGCCGCCCUUCACCCAGGGAGGAGAGGAUUGCUCGCUUCCUCCUCCCCACCAAAGCUCUGCUCUGAUUGGUUCGCUACCUGGAGUGGGCGGGUCAAGCAAUAGCAGCUGUGUUAACUGGAACCAGUAUUACAACGUCUGCCGACCCGGGGACCUCAACCCCCACAAGGGAGCAGUUAACUUUGACAACAUCGGCUACGCUUGGAUAGCCAUAUUCCAGGUCAUCACACUGGAAGGAUGGGUGGACAUCAUGUAUUAUGUCAUGGAUGCCCACUCCUUCUACAAUUUUAUAUAUUUUAUACUGCUCAUUAUUGUGGGCUCUUUCUUCAUGAUCAAUUUGUGCCUCGUGGUCAUCGCCACCCAGUUUUCUGAGACAAAGCAAAGAGAGAACGCCCUGAUGAGGGAGCAGCGUGCCCGCUAUAUGUCGAAUGACUCGACUCUGGCCAGUUACAGUGAGCCAGGCUCGUGCUAUGAGGAGAUGCUACGAUACAUUAGCCAUCUAUACAGGAAGUUCAGGCGCAGGCUGCAGAGGAUGUACUAUGGAUGGCACAGCAAACGGCGCAAAAAGGUGAACCCUAACGGCAGCGGGAUCGGCAGUAAUAGUGGUGGAAAUGGACACGGCCUAGGUUCCAGCAGGGGAUCGGGACCUGGCACUGCACUGUGGCUGCGGCCAAUAUACAACCUCCUGCAGCACCAUCAGCACCAACAUUGUCACCUCAGCAACGGCGGGCAGCACACGGCGAACGCCACAGUCACCGAGCACACGGACCAGAAAGGCCACGCUGAAGGGGUGGAGGCGCUGGAGAUGAAGACCCUUUCUGUUCCGAGGGGAAGUACAAACGGAAGCGGAAGCGGCAGCGGCGACGGUCCUGCCGUCGUCUCUCAGGGAAUGGGAGCGCUGCUCGGGCGACUGAACGGGGGCAUGAACUAUCCCACCAUUCUGCCGUCUUUCGUGUGCAGCUACAGCAGUAAGACGCCACCUCCCCACUCGAAGCAGUGCGGGCGCAGUCCGGAGCAACACCCGCUGAACCACCCGGCGUCCGAGCACACAGAGCAGCUGAACAAGCUUUACCAGCUCAUGGGGCAGCACAGUCGCCAGAGGCUGUUGAUCCAGCUGGCAGGCGUCGUGCCCAGCCCUCUGCUUUUGGAGCUACUUAGCUGCCCUCUGUGUGCCCGCAGCCUUGAGACCCUGGAACUGGAACUAGGAGACCUGGAGGGGGGCAAAGGAGAGGCUGAUGGACUACGCGACUUCCAGCAGGGGGGCGAUCUACGGGGAAUCAGAAGUCUGUUCCGGCGCCGGGGGGUUGUUGCGUGCAGGAACGGAGCUGUGCAGGCCUGGAGAGACUUCAGGGAAAAGUUGAGGAGAAUAGUGGAGAGUAAAUACUUCAACCGGGGGAUUAUGAUCGCCAUCCUCGUCAAUACCCUCAGCAUGGGAAUAGAGUACCACGAACAGCCCAAAGAAUUGACUGAUGUGUUGGAGAUUAGCAACAUUGUUUUCACCAGCAUGUUUGUGCUGGAGAUGGGCUUCAUGCUGCUGGCUUUUGGGUUGUUUGGAUACAUCAGAAACCCUUACAACAUCUUUGACAGCAUCAUCGUCAUCAUAAGUGUGUGGGAGAUAAUAGGUCAAGCGGACGGAGGGUUGUCGGUCCUGCGGACGUUUCGCCUGUUGCGAGUCCUGAAGCUCGUACGCUUUCUGCCUGCCCUGAGGAGGCAGCUGGUGGUGCUGAUGAAGACCAUGGACAACGUGGCCACCUUCUGCAUGCUGCUGAUGCUCUUCAUCUUCACCUUCAGUAUACUCGGCAUGCAUCUCUUCGGAUGUAAAUUUAGUCAAAGAAUGGAGAACGGAGACACCAUUCCUGAUCGCAAAAACUUUGACUCGCUUCUCUGGGCCAUUGUCACUGUAUUCCAGAUCCUUACCCAGGAGGACUGGAACGUGGUGCUGUACAACGGCAUGGCUUCUACCUCUCCAUGGGCGGCUCUCUACUUCGUUGCUCUCAUGACGUUUGGCAAUUAUGUGCUCUUCAAUUUAUUGGUCGCCAUCUUGGUCGAAGGCUUCCAGGCUGAGGGUGAUGCCAACCGAUCAGAGUCAGACGAUGAAAAGAAAUCCGACAAUUUUGACGAGGACGACAAAGUUGAACAACUCAGAGACACGGAGCUUAAGAUGUACUCUCUGAUGAUGACCUCCAAUGGUCACAUUGACCCUCGUGGCACUAUGGCUCCUCCCAUAAUAAUGCACACAGCUGCCACUCCCAUGCCAACGCCGAAGAGCUCCCUGGGGCCCGAGUCCAUCUUAGAGGAGGAGCUCAUGUACAGAGAAGGGAUAACUCAGCAUGGAGAAGCUGGACUGGGUGUUUCUGAGACGGGGAGCGGCCGCGCGGAGUCUCGGCGUGGAAGCUCGGCGUCCAUGGACCCAGCAACCUAUGACCAGCAUUCCUUAACUCUCUCAAGCCCUGGACGGCGCUCACCUCUCCCUCUCCGUGGUUCCAUCAGCUCAUGGGGAAGCCGCCGCUCCAGCUGGAACAGUCUAGGGAGGGCGCCGAGCCUCAAAAGGCGAGACACCAGCGGAGAGAGGGAAAGUUUGCUGUCCGGAGAAGGCGGCGAGGAGGAAGAGUGCCAAGAUCAACAAGAGGAAGCUGGGGUAAACAGCAGAGUGAAGCCGGAGUCCCUGGAACCGCUGCAGGCGUCUUCUCUCUGCCCUACCAUAAUAGCAGAGUAUGGCGACUGCAAUGGGAGGACUGCAACAUACGACCCAAACGGAAACUCGGACCCCAAAGACGACUUCACGUCGGAGGACGACUUAGACGAAGAUAGUCCUUUCUGCUACUGGGUCAGGAGGGAGCUCCACAACAUGAAGCCCCGCUGGUGUAAGGAGCACGAGAGCUGGACGCUUUAUUUGUUUGCACCGGAGAGCCCAGUCCGUGUGUGGUGCCAAGCUGUGAUCACUCACAAAUUGUUCGACCAUGUGGUUCUGGUUUUCAUCUUCCUCAACUGCAUCACUAUCGCUCUGGAGAGGCCUGAUAUACUGCCUCACAGCACGGAGCGAGUAUUUCUGAGUGUGUCCAACUAUAUUUUCACUGUGAUCUUCCUAGCAGAGAUGGCCAUCAAGGUCGUCGCUCUUGGUUUCUGCUUUGGGAAUCAAACCUACCUUCAGUCCAGUUGGAACGUUUUGGAUGGAGUGUUGGUCUUUGUGUCUCUGGUGGACAUUCUUGUUUCUCUGGCCUACACCGGCACCAACAGGAUCCUGGGGAUUCUCAGAGUCCUUCGUCUUCUACGCACCCUUCGCCCUCUGAGGGUGAUCAGUCGCGCCCCAGGACUGAAGCUGGUCGUGGAGACACUCAUCACCUCUCUAAGACCUAUUGGGAACAUUGUAUUGAUCUGCUGCGCCUUCUUCAUUGUGUUUGGAAUCUUGGGGGUCCAGCUGUUCAAAGGGAAGUUUUACCACUGUGAAGGUCUGGAUACAAAAAACGUCACAAACAAGUCAGACUGUGAACUCGCCAACUACAAGUGGAUACGAAGGAAGUACAAUUUCGACAACUUGAUUCAGGCUUUGAUGUCUUUGUUUGUGCUGUCGUGUAAGGAUGGUUGGGUCAACAUCAUGUAUGAUGGACUAGAUGCAGUCGGGGUGAAUCAGCAGCCUGUGAGAAACCACAACCCCUGGAUGCUGCUCUACUUCAUCUCCUUCCUGCUCAUCGUCAGCUUCUUCGUCCUCAACAUGUUCGUCGGUGUCGUGGUGGAAAACUUCCACAAGUGCCGGCAGGACCAGGAGGAGGAGGAGGCCCGUUUACGGGAGGAGAAGAGGCUCAAAAUGAUAGAUAAAAAGCGCAGGAGUAAGGAGAAUGGAGGGGCUGAGGCCAAGCAGAGACCGUACUACGCCGACUACUCUCCUCUGCGCCUGACCAUCCACACUCUGUGCACAAGCCACUACCUGGAUCUCUUCAUCACCUUCAUCAUUUGUAUCAAUGUCUUCACAAUGAGCAUCGAGCACUACAAUCAGCCGCAGUACCUGGAGGAGGUUCUGAAGUACUGCAACUACGUGUUCACCAUUAUCUUUGUCAUCGAGGCUCUGCUCAAACUCGUGGCCUUCGGCUUCCAUCGGUUCUUCAAAGACAGGUGGAAUCAGCUGGAUGUUGGAAUAGUUGCCUUGUCCAUUAUGGGAAUCACUCUGGAAGAGCUGAAAAUGAAAGCUGCGUUGCCAAUAAAUCCUACCAUCAUCCGAAUCAUGAGAGUACUGCGCAUUGCACGAGUCUUAAAACUUCUGAAGAUGGCAAAGGGAAUGAGAGCUCUCCUGGACACUGUCAUGCAAGCACUGCCGCAGGUGGGAAAUCUUGGUCUCCUCUUCAUGUUGCUCUUCUUCAUCUAUGCUGCCCUGGGAGUGGAACUCUUCGGCAAACUGGAAUGCAGCGACAGCAACCCGUGUGAGGGGCUGAGCCGUCACGCAACGUUUGAGAAUUUUGGGAUGGCCUUCCUCACGCUGUUUCGAGUUUCCACAGGAGACAACUGGAAUGGGAUUAUGAAAGACACUUUAAGGGAUUGCCAGCCAGAAGAAAUCCACUGUUUGUCUUACCUACCCUGGGUGUCUCCAAUUUACUUUGUCACCUUCGUGCUCAUGGCCCAGUUUGUUUUGGUCAACGUGGUGGUGGCUGUUUUAAUGAAACACCUGGAGGAGAGCAACAAGGAGGCCAAAGAGGACGCAGAGAUGGAUGCAGAAAUUGCACUGGAAAUGGAAGUGGAGAGGCAGCGCAGACAAAGCACCGGAUCCAACAACAGCUCAGUGGGAGGAACUUAUAUUGGGCCAUGCCCAAAUUCACCUGAACAGGAGGAAGAACAGCAGUGCAACGACCAGGACCUGCUGUCUUCAGGCAAGAUGUCCGUAUCCAGGAUGCACUCUCUGCCAAAUGACAGCUAUAUGUUUCAACCUGUACGACCUGCUAGCGCCCCCUACCCUUUAAAGGAGGUAGAUGCUAGUUCCCAGCACCAGCAUGCGGUCUCGGUGAUGUCGAUCCACUCCCAGCCCUGCGAGAGCCGCUCUCUGCUCCAGGUUCCAGACGCUUCCCCUCAUCACCCGCAGUCGACUCCCACCCUCACUCUGCCCCGCAUCGCCCCGCCAACACCAGGCCCCUCACCACGGGCCCUGCACAGACAGGGGGCAGUUAAAGUUGAUUCUGUGGAGUCACAAAGCUGUGAGCAACAGGAGAGGUCCAGUUCGGCCCAUCUGCCUCCCCAGACACCAUCGUCGCUCUCCCCGCUGCCUCCUUUGCCCCCUUACCCCUCUGCCCUCUCCUUCCACCCGUGCACGCCGUCUCCCUCCUCUCUUCCUCCGUCGCCGUCCUCCCUCCUGCCCCUCCCGUCUCCUCCGUCUUUCCUCCUGCCUCCACCUCCCUCGCCGCGUCUGCCCUCUCGCUCCAGCAGCCUCCGCAGGCCCAGGGCUCCGUCCGCCAUUUCCCUCUCGGACCCGGCCGACGCAGAGGUGUAUCACAUUACCAGCUCGGCUCGCCACAAGUGGAGGGACGCGGAGGGAGGAGAACAGGAGAACAGAUGCAAGGCCAGUCGCAGCCACUCGCUGUCCCCUUACGCCUCGCCGCACUCCCUUGAUUUGAUCCCCACGCUGCCCCCUCCGUCCAACGGGAGCACCCUCAGUCUGCUCGGGGCGGGAUCGAAGGACGUCAAGAAAGGCUUCAGCGUCGACCACCACGGCUUCCUGGAGAAGCCUCAGUUAGAACCGGCGGGUCCAGACCAGCGGCGCCACUCGAUCGAGGUCUGCCUUCCACAGGCCGUCAUAACCACCGACAGCCAAAACUUUACGCUGGAGACCCAUCGAUCGGAAAAGGGCGCUCAGGCCUUUCCCGUGAGGGUGCAAUCAGUCGGCGGCAGGCAGAGAAAGAAGAAGACGAGCCCUCCCUGCAUAUCCAUCCACCCGCCCCCAGAGAGGGAGCAGCGCCUGCUUCCCUCGCCCCCGAAACUGGCCGACUGCAGCAUGACGCUGAGACGCAGGACAUCUUCCAGCGACUUCACGCAGCACUCGCAAGACACGCCCGCCGAAACGCAGCUCCGCGCACAAAUGCAGACGCCUCUCACGCCGAUCCCCGCGCCGCUGCAGCCGCAUUCGCCGACGCGCGCUCUGACCCCGUCGCAGGGGUCCACCCCGACCCACGCCCAGGCGCACACGCCACCUGCGACUCACAUUCCCAUCAGCCCAAACAUCUUCAUCCAGCCCCACGCGCCCCUCCUCCCAACCGUUUUGCCUUUCUCACAGACGGCCGCGAGGCACUCCCCCCUCGCGGGAGACUGCAUCCCCCUGCCCCGAUUCACCUUCGACCAACCGCAGUCCAGGUACACGGGCGAGCCGGAAUCCGUCGCCUGCUCUUCCCCUUUCGACAACCGGCUGGGAAGCAGUCCAGGUUUCAGCGCAAAGAAUCGGAGGACUGCCCAGUGAACUCGCAGAGUUGCAUUCAGGAGAUGAAUUAUUCAGUUUUGAGAAGUAUCUAAAGCUGGAGUAGAAACCUCCCUCCCCCCCCCGCGCCACCGACCGAACCUCAUCUGACCUCAGCAGUGUUGGGUGUUGAAGAAGGAAAGAGGGGUUCUUUAGUUUGUUUUUGUUAUAAAAAGAAAAGACAUUGAUUCCGUCCAGGAAAUACGUGGAAAUGAACUCCUCAUGAUUAAAACAGAAGGCGGGAUACAAUUUUUUCUUGCUUAAAAAAAAAAAUCUGCCGAGGUUGGACAUUUCUAGUAUCACUCACUGUAGUGUGUCGACGGCUGAUCCCCUCACCACACAACAGGACUGAAGCCACCUUACUCUUGUAGCCAAAGUUUUUUUCCACACACCGUCCUCACCCACGCGAGCCAAUCAGGAAGCAGCGUCUGGCUGGUGACCGCCGACCCUUUUUUUUUUUUUUUUUUUUUUUUUUUGUUUCCUUUUCUUCGUUGUCGUUUUCUUUUUUAAAACAGGGAAGGCGGUUUGUGAAACGCGAGCGUGGGAGGGGGAAACGGUGGGAUAUGCAACUUCAGGUUUUCUGCAGACGUUCUGCUCGCCCCCUUCUCUGCUCCUCGAUCACAUUGAUCAGAGAGGAAACGUGGAAAAUGCGCCGAGCGAGGUUUCCGCGGAGCCCAUCGUCACCCAAGUCGAACUUGCUCAUUCUCGCGACGACAGAGAGGGGGAGCACGGUAGAGCUGUAGUUUUUUUUUCCUUUUUUCUUUUGUCCAAGUGUAAAUAAAAGGAGAAAAAAAAUCAAAACAAAUGUAUUUGGUGAGAUUUAAAGAUAGCUCUAUCCAUAUGCACAUAUUUUUAUAGAGGUCUAUAAUGUUUUUUGCACACAGAUUUGAAUUUCAAGUUGCUCGUAUUUCCUCUGUUGUCCUCUCGUGAAUGUAUGUUUCUUCUAAAAGAUCCAGCGAGAGUGGUGAUGGCGAUUGAACCUCCUCUCAAACUGCAAGUCGAGGUCGAGGGGAGGGACUUUAUUUUUCUAUUUUGACAAAGCAUCAGAGCAGAGAACUGGCGGGUGAUGUGUUUUUUUGUUUUGUUUUGUUUUUUUUCUGUAGUUUUGUCUCGGACUUUUUGUGUACGUGGUGUCUCAAUAACAGUCUGGGGAAGCAGGCUCAGUGGUGCAAACACGUAGACUUUUGAUGGAUCUAAACCAAUAAAGAAAAAAAAAAAUUCUUGAACGUUUGAAGAAAAAAAAAAUCUCUAGGGAAGCUUUGCACUGGUUUUUACAAGUUGAUUUCAAAAUUAGGGAUUUUUCAGCUAAUUUUCGAGGACAAAAAGCCGUACUGCGGUGUCUUUAGGAAAACACAAACACCUAAUCUGUAAGCACCUGCAAUGCCUUGUGAAACAUUUAUAUCCAUCAAACUUUUUCACAUAAGUCCAGUUUUCAGUUUGCCACAAGCCAUGUGAACAAUGGAAGGAUGUGAUCAGAUGAAACAUCGCAUUAGCCACUUUCCCUAUGGUAAAACAAGGCGUGGUGGCAUCAUGCUGUGGGGUUUUGUCUUUCAGUAUAGGGAAAAGAAAGCUGUUGGGAGUUAAUGGGAAAUAAAUAAAUUCCUAAAAAAUAAAACCUAUUCGAGACUAAAAAUAAUAAUAAAAAAAAUGCACUCAGAGCAACAAAAGAAUGGUUUAGAUAUGCAAUCAAGAACGGCCUAAUCAAAGCCCACACCUAAAUCCAACCGAGAAUAUGUGUCAAGAUUUGACAACCCACGUUUACAAACACUUUCCCACUCGAGACUGUUUGAGCUACUUUACUGAGAAUGAUCAAAGAAGCUAGUAGCAAACGACUUGCAUUGCACCAACUUAAAAAAAAAUUUAAAAAAAUGUCUUCGGUAAACGAUUCACAGUAUAAAAAGCCAUCGAUGUUGGUGAAUGUAAAGCGACAAAAUGUGAAAAAGUUCAUGAAGCGCGUGUACUUUUGCGGCGCAGGGAAAGUAUGAAGAAAUUCAAAGUGGCAUCACUGAGCCUCUCUUCUGCUGCUGUGCUUCGGCUGGAUCAGCUCCGACACCUGUGUUCCUGUACAUCUAAAGACAACCAAACUAACUUUCUAAAUAUGUGUAGCCAGAGUGCAAUAAUAAUAUAUAAAUAUAUAUAUAUAUAUGUGGAAAAUAUAGUGACAUCCACACUACAUAAGACAGCCACAUCCUUGUAUUCAUACAUACUGUAGAACUGUUAUAAAUAUAUGAAAUGAGAUGAUUUUUUUUUUUUUUUAUUACGUAUGAUGGUCGAGGGAUGUUACUAUUUCUGCUGUAGGUAUGCACGGCCUCGUUAAUGGCUGUGUGGGGAUUUGGUAUGGCAGAUGUUUUUUUGUUGUUGUUUGUUUUUCCUCCAAAAGCUCAGGCCCACCUGCCUGAGGUGUUACUGUAAGCAGAAGAGUGACAUGCAUCUCUACUGAGGACUCAAUAAGCCAUUUGUCAUUGCCAUUGCCAUUUUUUUUUUUGUCCCUUUUUCUUUAGACUAACAAUUCAUUGUUCACAACGGAUCAUAUUUAUUUCCCACACCAGAUAAAAUAAAGCCACAGCUUGCUGACAAAACCACGCAAAA